Messenger RNA from Microthlaspi erraticum, 1017 nucleotides. NCBI's taxonomy places the organism in Eukaryota, Viridiplantae, Streptophyta, Magnoliopsida, Brassicales, Brassicaceae. The record is from the annotation of a GenBank genome assembly.
AUGGCGUUUCUCUCCUCCUCCUCCGCUUCAUCGUCGCCGGCGAUGCAGAAAGGAAUCUUCGUGAGCGUGCCGGUACUUGUACUCUCCGUCUCGUUCGCAGCUGGUGUCUUCUUCCUCCUCUCUUCUUCUCUCUCGUCCUGCUCAUGCCCUCCAUCCACAUCUUCCCCCACCUACGCCGAUGUAGCUUCCGUCGGAGGAAGCGUCGCUGAUGUGAGGCUGGAAGAGAGGAUAUCUCCGACGCGAGAAGAUAUCGAGUGGGUCAGAGAUCUGAUUAGAUCCAACGGUUUGCAUAUGCAGAAGAAUGAGCUCCGUAAAGGCAUCAAUCCUCGCACCAGGGAUCAACAACUCUUAGAUCUGCAACAGUACAAGGGUAUAUCACAUUACGAAGGAGAUGAAGCAAACAACCACACAGCUCUUCCAUGCCCUGGAGAGUUACUAGUUGAGCAGCAUCACAGCAACUACGGUGAGCCUUGGGCAGGUGGGCGCGAUGUAUACGAGUUCUUGGCUGAAUCAGCCAAUCUUAAACCGAACUCUCGCGUCCUGGAAAUCGGAUGUGGCACGCUGCGUGUGGGUUUGCAUUUCAUCCGCUAUCUCAACCCUACACAUUUCCACUGCCUUGAAAAGGACGAGCUUUCUCUGAUGGCUGCGUUGAGGUACGAGCUUCCAUCUCAAGGUCUUUUGCAUAAACGGCCACUUAUAGUCAGAGGGGAAGAUAUGGAGUUCAGCAAGUUUGGCUCAGAGAUAACCUAUGAUCUGAUCUACGCAAGUGCGGUCUUUCUCCACAUGCCUGAUAAACUCGUGUGGACUGGACUCGAGAGGCUAGUGGAAAAGUUAAAGCCUUUCGAUGGGAGAAUCUUCGUGUCGCAUAAUGUGAAGUUUUGUUCAAGGUUAGGAGGAGAUGAGUGUACAAAGAAGCUAGCAAGUUUAGGACUUGAGUAUCUUGGAAAACAGACUCACGAUAGCUUGCUGUUUAACCACUACGAGAUCUGGUUCGGGUUUAGACGGAUCAAAACAUAG